This is a messenger RNA of Jaculus jaculus (lesser Egyptian jerboa), 1142 nucleotides long. It is a transcript of the gene Mrpl23, whose product is annotated as mitochondrial ribosomal protein L23. The transcript has 6 exons. Gene Ontology annotation, biological process: mitochondrial translation. NCBI's taxonomy places the organism in Eukaryota, Metazoa, Chordata, Mammalia, Rodentia, Dipodidae. Gene Ontology annotation, molecular function: structural constituent of ribosome. Gene Ontology annotation, cellular component: mitochondrial large ribosomal subunit; ribosome. The record is from RefSeq and is a predicted model, not a curated record. The coding region runs from base 342 to 884 and encodes 180 amino acids.
UAGGACCUGGUCGCCAGUGUGGAGGGUCUUCACAGGGGAAGUCUAGGGUAAUGGGGCCCUGUGUAGACCAUUCAGAACUCUUGGGGCCUCCACCCUCUGGUCCCAAUCCAGGAGAGUCAGAUUGGGGGCUCCGUCAAUGCCUGAACUCCUCUCCACCACUGAGUACACGGUCCCCAACUCUGCCUCCUGUUGUGCCAUAGUUGGGAACUAUAGGGAAUAUGUGGGCCCCUUGGUUACCACAGUUUGCCUGAACCUGUAGGGAAUCAGAGCAGGACCCUUGUCCCCCUUCAGAGCCUGAAGAACUGCCAAGAGGCUCUGCCCGAGUAUCAGUGGCAUGCUCUAUGAUGAAGGCCUGGCCCACUGGUGCAGCCACAGUGGUGGACUUGGUUACUGGGUCGAUAUCAUGGACCAUUAAGCAUGUGUUUGCCCAUGGAAGCCCACCUCCGAGGCCCCCUGCAUUUGGAGAGCCAGUAUGUGCUUCCCCCAAUGACGGGUACCCUCUGUACCAACUGGGUGGCCCCCAACUCCGCGUGUUCCGAACCAACUUCUUCAUCAAGUUAGUGCGGCCAGGCACGGCCCAGCCUGAGGACACGGUGCAGUUCCGGAUCCCCAUGGAGAUGACCCGGGUGGACCUGAGGAAUUAUCUUGAACGCAUUUACAACGUGCCCGUCGCUGCCGUCCGCACACGGGUGCAGCACGGCUCCAACAGGAAGAGGGACCAUAGGAACGUGAGGAUCAAGAAGCCUGACUACAAAGUGGCCUAUGUGCAGCUGGUGAGUGAGAUCUGCUUAGAGCUGGCGAAGCAGGCUUCCCUCCCCCUUCUAGGGCCCUCACUGGUGCAGGCCGACGUGCUUGGGGCCUGGACUGGGACGUGGCCAUGCUGACACACUCUGAACUUCUAGUGAAAGACGUAAAAGCCCAUGGGCAGACCUUCACCUUCCCAGACCUGUUUCCAGAAAAAGAACAAAGUUCCUCUGCGGACCCCUAUGGGGAGGAACAGCAGCAGAAGCAGAGCAGCGACCCCCUGCGUGGUGGCGUUCCCUCCUGGUUUGGCCUGUGACCUGUGACAGGCAGGGACAGGGCCACAGACCCAGCAGGCAGAGUUUUGAAAACCCAAAUAAAAGUCCUGUGUGGAGAAAGCA